UUGAAUUUGGCUUAUAUAAACUACGGAGGGAAACAGAGAAAUAGUUGUAACUGCUGAAUCUCUAACAUAAUGGAAGAAGAAAAAGAUUUGAAACUUAACAAUAACUUCCCAAUCACUCAACUUCUUCAAGUUCUCGAUGCUCUUAAACAAGCUUCACAUAAUAUUCAACAAAACCAUAAUCACUUUUCAGAAUCCGAUUCAUCCAUAAAAGCACUUUUCCAACUCCAAACUAUUCUCCCAACUGAUUCAAAUCUCUCUCAUCACCUCAAUAACCUCAAAUCACUUAUUAACUCGCUUCAUAACUCAAAACCGACUCUCAAAUCGUUCAUAACUCGUCCUCUCUCAACUCACUCCAUCACCAAAGCCGCCGCUUCCAUCGAAUCCGAACUCCAAUCAUGGAUCGACCGUGAAACUGUCACUACUCUCUCCCGUCUCGUCACCAACAACAACAACGAAGACGAGUUGAUUUCACUAUUGACUCGUUUCUCUCACCGAGUCACACAAGGCUUUAACCGCGAGUUACAACAACUAAUUCUCAAUUUCAAACUCUUCUCUUCACUCGAAUCGCUUCUCUUUGACGCUAAAUGUUCUAACGGAAUUCGCGAACACGCCGGUAUCGCGAUAUCGGCGUUGAUUCUAUUCAACAAAGAUGUAUUCGUCGGCGAGGUUUUGAUGAGUCCUACAGUUAAAGCUUUGGUUGAUAUAGCUUCUGUUCGUUCAAUUGAAGUUCUAUGUUCUCUAAUCAGAUCAAUUAGGUCACCGAUCGUUGAUGAAAUUGAAUCCAACGGUGAAAUACCAAAAAUCAUCGCGUUGUUGAGUUCAAAUGAUAUAGAAUUGAGUGUUUUAGCGAUGGAAUGUGUUCUUGAGAUUGGUUAUUUUGGAAGGAAGGAAGCGGUUGAAGGUAUGUUGAAGGAAGGUGUGGUGGAGAAGUUUGUUGAAUUGCAGAGAUUGGAAGUUAAUGGAGGGAAGAGUAACGAAUUUUCAAACUGUGUGGCGAGGUUUGCAGUGCAAUUGGAGGUUGGGGAAGGGUUGAGGCAAAGAGAGAAAAGAGGUAUUAAGAGUGAAAUAUUGGUUAGGGUUAGAGAAGCUUGUGUUUCUGAUGCUGAAGCUGCUACCAUUGUUGCUGAGGUUUUGUGGGGUACUUGUCCAUAGCUACAAGAUUGUUAGUUAAGUUUUUUUUUUUUUUUUUUUUUUUUUUUUUUUUUUUUUUUUACAGUAUAAGGCUAAUUGAACUGUCUAGUCUGAUUCUAGAUCAGUUCUGACAUCAAGUGGUUCCAGCUUCUUUCCGAUAGUUGUUAGUUAAGUUUACAGGGAAUUAAUGUAAUUGUAUUUUAGUUGUAAAUUUAAUUAAUACUUAUUGGUUGUUAA
Trifolium pratense (red clover) is the source of this 1368-nucleotide messenger RNA. RefSeq lists its product as uncharacterized. The record is from RefSeq and is a predicted model, not a curated record. The transcript has a single exon. Lineage: Eukaryota; Viridiplantae; Streptophyta; Magnoliopsida; Fabales; Fabaceae. The coding region runs from base 70 to 1152 and encodes 360 amino acids.